CUUCUACUUGUUUUCAAAUAUAUAUAUAUAUAUAUUGUCUCUUUGGGUUGCAUUUAAGGACGAGUCAAAUACUACUGCAUGCGUACAGCAGCUUAAUAUCUCUUCAAAUUUCUAGCUAGCUUAUGUGUGUACAUAAAAGAGGGAAAUAACGGCAGGAUUAUUAGAUCAUAUGUACCACCAGACACAGCUUACCAAGAAAAGCAUAUAUGGUUUGACUAAUAAGAAAGAAAGAAAAAAGAGAGACGAGAAGAAACAAAGACAGAUAUCGAUCAUAUCUAUGGAGGAGGCUCCAUUGAAGACAAGAUGUUUCUCUUCUUCUUCUGCUGCUGCUGCUGCUGCUCCUGAUGAUGAUGAUGAGAUGGUGAAACAAGAAGACGAAGAAGAAGAUCGAACCCGCAAUCCAUCACCUGAUGAUGAUGCUUCUGUAUCUCCUUCUCAUCCUCCACAGGGAGCCAGUGGCAGCAAUAAGGAGAGAUCCAGUAGUAGCGCCAUGGAUGCAGCAGCAGCAGCAGAUUCUUCAAAACCAUCUGCUGCAACCCUUAAGAAACAGAAAGCAGCAGAACUAGAGGCAACAAGAGCCGAAAUGGCAGAAGUGAUGGAGGAGAACCGAAGGCUGAAGCUCUACUUGGAACAGAUAAUGAAGGAGUACAGAUCGCUGCAGACGAGAUUCCACGAGAUCAUGAAUAAUAAUCAACAAGACAAUCCUUCGCAGCAGCAGUACUCCAAGGGUGACAAUGAAGAAGACGACGACGACGAGGAGCACGACCUCGUCUCCCUCAGCCUGGGAAGAUCUCCGAGCCGCGAGCUGAAAAGGACCAGCAGCGCCAACGUGGACGUCGUCAAGCUGGAGUCGUGCCUCUCUCUCACGCUGGACUACUGCAGGUUCCAAGAGCAGCCAAAGCCUGCUGUGAUGGGAAAGGAAGAAUUGGGUGCAGCUGGCGGCGGAGAGGCGGCUCGUGAUGGCUCGCCUGCGAAAGCUGGCGAUGGUAAUAGUAAUAAGACGGCGAGGAGUACUGGGGACGAACAAGGUUCGCAGCAGCAGAAUCCGGCGAAGAAAGCUCGAGUCUCCGUCAGGGCUAGAUGCGAUACCCCUACGAUGAAUGAUGGCUGCCAAUGGAGGAAAUACGGCCAGAAGAUAGCCAAAGGGAACCCAUGCCCUAGAGCUUACUACCGUUGCACCGUCGGACCCUCUUGCCCUGUCAGGAAGCAGGUCCAAAGAUGUGCAGACGACAUGUCCAUUCUCAUCACAACCUACGAAGGUAACCACAACCACCCACUCCCAAUGUCCGCCACAACCAUGGCCUCCACCACCUCCGCCGCCGCCUCCAUGCUCCUCUCCGGCUCCUCCUCCUCCUCAUCCACCGCCGCCGUCCCCGGAAACCUCCACGGGCUCAACAUGUACGUCUCCGACAACAACAUGAACUCAAUAUCAUCAAGACCACCCUUCUACUUCAGUAACAACAAUAACAACUACACCACCAACAACAACUCAACAUAUUCCCCAUCACCAUCCUACCCUACAAUAACCCUCGACCUCACCUCCACCACCAACAACAACAACAUCUUGAACACGUCAUCAUCACAACCUCACUCCUCGUCGUCUCACUCAAACUACGCCAGAUUCUCCUCCAGAUUCGGCCCCGCCAGCAGCCUCAACUUCGGCUCAGAGCCCGCCACGUGGGGGUUGAACAACGGCGCUGGAAUACUCAACUACGGCAUCGGCCACGUAGGCCGGAGUGGUAAUGGGCCGCUGAGUGGAGCCCAUUACCGGAUGUCCGGCCCAGCGGCAGGCCCAAGUAGCUCUUCUCCUCGUCAUAAUCAGUCCGUGUUGGCGGAUAGCACGAUGGUGGCCGCCGCGACCAAGGCGAUCACCGCCGACCCCAGUUUCCAGUCGGCCCUCGCCGCAGCCCUCACUUCCAUCAUCGGUAAGAACAAUAAUAGUAGUAGUAGUAGUAAGGUCGUGACGUCGUCGUCACGGGGAGGUGGAGAUCAGCCGAGCUACUUGAUGAACGUGAAAGCUAGUGGUGAUGCUAAUACGGCGCCGUCUUCGGCGACGUCGCUGUCGAGAACGGGUUCGUUGUCUCAUCACGGUCAGUCGGCGGCGGGGAGCGGCCUCGUGUUUCAGGCUCCUUCUUCUUCUUCGUCUUCAUCUUCGCCGCAUUCUUAUUCUAUGCCGGCGUUUACAGCGGCGGCGAGGGACGCAUCCACUUCUCCGAGUGACGACAACUAAGUGAUUAGUUAAUUUGUAAUGAGUUUGGACGAUUGAGGGAACUUUUGUUUUAACCUGAUGCGAUUAAUUGUUUGUUAAGAUGUUUUUAUUAUAAGUGACUCUCCGUGAUGUGGAGGUAAUUCAAAUUAUUAUUGCCUGCAUUGAGUAUAGAUGUAUUAUUAAGUACUAUGUAAAUCAAGAUUUUUUUCAUCU
This is a messenger RNA of Linum trigynum, 2422 nucleotides long. NCBI's taxonomy places the organism in Eukaryota, Viridiplantae, Streptophyta, Magnoliopsida, Malpighiales, Linaceae. The record is from the annotation of a GenBank genome assembly.